Molecule: messenger RNA, 906 nt
Organism: Amborella trichopoda
Lineage: Eukaryota; Viridiplantae; Streptophyta; Magnoliopsida; Amborellales; Amborellaceae
Product: photosynthetic NDH subunit of lumenal location 3, chloroplastic
Biological process (GO): photosynthesis; photosynthetic electron transport chain
Cellular component (GO): photosystem II oxygen evolving complex; extrinsic component of membrane; chloroplast
Molecular function (GO): calcium ion binding
Source: RefSeq, a predicted model, not a curated record
AUAAAUUGAAGGAUAAUCUUUUUCUUCCUGGUGGCCACGAAUGUCACGGCUCUGGCUGAGAGGCAUGGCAGGCCUUGCAAAUAUGAACAGUCCCUCAAAUGGCAAUCUCUAUAAACCACCCCAAACCAGUAGGUUUACUCUCCAUAAAUCGGAGAGAGAGAAAAAUGGAUUUUUUGUUAAGGCCGGGGCUUCUCUUCCUCCAAUUACAAGCAGAAGGGCAGCUCUGUUAAGCUUCACCACUCUCACCCUUUCUGGCCAACUUCUCACUGCAAAAUCACAAGCUGAUGAAGGAAACCAGCUCUGGCUACCUGGGCCUUUCUCUUUGCCUCCUGUCUCCAACAAGAUAGCCAACGAGGAGACAGGGACGAGGUCUUUCCUGAAACAGGGGAUUUACAUGGCAAAUAUCGGGCCGAAGGGGAGUGCGUAUCGAUUGGGUAAGAGUGCAUUUGAUCUUUUAAGUAUGCGGGAUCUCAUAGAGCAGGAUGCAUGGAGUUAUGUCAGGCAGUUUUUGCGAUUGAAGUCGACGUUCAUGUAUUAUGAUUUCGACAAGGUCAUCACUGCUGCUCCUGUUGAUCAAAAAGAGCCCCUCACAAACCUUGCCAAUAAAUUGUUCGAUAGCGUCGAAAAGCUGGAAGAUGCAGUGAAGAGUCGGAGCCUUCCACAUGCGAAGGCCUCUUUUGAAGACUCUAGUGCUCUUCUCCAAGAAGUUUUGGAUCGAAUGGCUAUUUAGAACUUUAGAUCAAUGCAAUGCCAAGCCCAUUUCUCUGUACUUGUUUUUCAGUUUAUUUUUAUCAUGUCUUCGCAACUUGUAGCUUCUGCUUAGUCCAAUUUAAAUGUAAACCAUAAGGAAUUAGUAGCAUGAGUUUUUUUUUAUCUUAUAUUCAAAACCAUCAUAGUUAUAUUUUC